Messenger RNA from Salpingoeca rosetta, 2081 nucleotides. RefSeq lists its product as uncharacterized. Gene Ontology annotation, molecular function: protein binding. The record is from RefSeq and is a predicted model, not a curated record. The transcript has 16 exons. NCBI's taxonomy places the organism in Eukaryota, Choanoflagellata, Craspedida, Salpingoecidae. The coding region runs from base 98 to 1642 and encodes 514 amino acids.
CAGUCUUUGUGGUUGGAAUUUUGGAUGGUGUCAUUGCAAAUUGUCCAGACCCGAGACAAGCUGGCUCAGCAGAACAAGAAGACAACACACCACAGCAAUGGCAACCUUCAAGGCCAUCUUUGACUACGAUGCUGAAGCAGAGGAUGAGCUGACUCUGCGCGUCGGCGACAUCAUCACGGACGCCCAAGCUGACCCAGAGGCCGAGGGAUGGUGCAAGGGAAAGCUCAACGGCCGUGUCGGUGUUUUCCCAGACAACUUUGUUGAAAAGUGCGAGGCCAAGGCCGCUGCCCCCGCCAAGCCACCACCACCAAAGCCCGCUCCCCCAAAGCCCGCCCCUCCCAAACCAGCAGACACCAGGCCCAAGGCCAAGUGCAUGUUUGAGCACGUGCCGGAGCAAGAUGACGAGCUGCACAUCAAGGAGGGCGACAUUGUCGUCAUUGUCGACGACAACGAUCCAGACUGGUGGAAGGGCGAGCUCAACGGCAAGGUUGGCAUGUUCCCGAGCAACUUUGUUGAGCGCAUCGCUGCCGGCUCUGCGUCAGCGCCAACAGCAGACGCGCCCCAAUCUGCAGAGGAAGAGGAGGAGGAGCCACGCAGGCAAUCGCAGCUGAUUGCGGCGAAGAAGGUGCAUGGCAUUGGUCUUGGUAACAUCUUUGCUGGCGGCGAAAUCAAACUCCGCAAGACAGGUAUGAAUCCAGAGAAGAAGAAGAAGGAGGCGGCUCCUGCCCCGGCCACCGCCCCUCACGUGCAGCUCAAGAAGACAGCGAGGCCACCGGCACCACAGGCUGCCGCGCCGGCCCCUGCUGCUCCAAAGGACGACGCUCUCUAUUGCAAGGUUCUGUUUGAGUAUGAGCCGCAGCAGGACGAUGAGCUCGCGAUGACGCCUGGCGAUGUGAUUCGCGUCGUCAAGAAGAACGAGGAUGAGGGCUGGUGGCAGGGCGAGCUCAACGGCAAGACUGGAUGGUUCCCAGACAACUUUGUCGAGAUGUGCCCAGCACCUUCAGCAGAUAAGAACACACCCCGCGUUGCUCUCAAGCCCCCAGGUCCUGAUUCCCGCUCCGCCAGCGUCUCUGCUCCUGCCCCGCGCACACGCACGCAUUCUCUCAGGCGGCCCAACGCAGCCCCUGCUCCUGCCAAGCCCCCAGCACCAAAGCCAGCCGCACCCGCACCCACACCCGCACACGAGGACAAGCCGGCGCCCCCAGCCGUGCCUAAGCCAGCUCCCCCCAAGAAGGCGAAGCCACCUCCAUCGCUCAAGCCGAAGACGGCUAAACCCACGCCCGCACCAGCACCGCCAGCGCCGACAAAGACAGACACAAACGAGCAGCCUCCAUGGGCCAGCCAGAUGAAGAAGAAGCCUGAGGAGGAGGAGAAGCCAGCACCACCCGCACCCGCGCCAGCAGCCCAGAAGCAGGAAUCUGCGCCCGAGCCAGCAAAGCCGGACACGGCGAGCGGCAACCAGAGCCAAGAGGUCGCUGACCUCAAGGCAACGGUGGACACGUUGUCCAAGACGGUGCAGUUCCUGAAGAAGAAGUUGGACCAUCUGGUGGAGGAACUUGACCAGGAGCGGCUGGAUCGCUCGAAGCUGAAGCUCGAGUAUGAGCGCCGCCUCAAGGACUUGGAGCUCAAGGUCGGCAUCUGAGGCCAAUGUCUGGCGCGUCCAUCCGUCAAAGCAAUCCCGUUGCCCACCCCUCCUUUCUUGUCCAUUUGAAAUCACGCAUGUCUCUCUCAUUUCUCCUUCUUUUUGUCAACCUCUCUCAAGCCCGCUUGUUUGUCAUUUGUGCAUGUGCACGUGUUUGUGUGUGUGUGUGUGUGUUUGUUUGUUUGCAUGCGUUUGUUGCUUUCUUCUUAUCCCCAGCCCUUUUUGGGUGCUCUAGUCUUGUCUGUGCUCUUCUGAGCCGUGUGUUGGAUGAGCGCGUUUGAGUGGGUCGGUGUUGACCCCUCUUGUCAACCAGUGCGUUCUGUGCGUCUUCAUGGUUUCUCUGUUUCGUUUUCCUUUGGUUGUUGCUCAUUUGUUUGCCUGGUGCGAAACAACAGGUGCAAUCAAAACAAAAACUGAACUUGUGUGUACAUGGGGCCGG